UUGAGCCGAGUGCCUGCGGUGUCCAAAGUAAAAGAUCCCUCAAUAGGUUCUUAGUUGCGGUGUUUCAUCAAACAGCCUCAUUAGAUGCCCAGUUGCAUCCGGAUAUGUUCGUGGUUUAACGGGGAGCAGCGGCGGGCAGCGGAGCGCAUUCACCCGGCCGGUGACAGCUGUUAGUGGGAAGCAGGAUGCGGUUAUUACUGAGAGAAGUCGCACCUGUAAACCUGGCGAUGGUUUGAGGGAUCGUGGAAUCAACUUCGCUUUUCAUUUCGCUUUUGCUGCUCCGACUUUUGUCAGAAAAAAAAUACACCAGAUUUUUUUUACGGGUAAUUGGGAACGGCAGUUGUCUGAGCGGCAUAUUAAAGCCUAUUUGUUUAAAAAAAGAAAGAAAAGGGAAAAACCGACGGUAAAGAUGCAACAACCCGCGGUUACUCCAGCCCCGGCUGCUCCGGAUCCUUCAGUUUGUCUUUCCACAGAGCAGUUCGCGAAGAGGCGGCGUACGGCGCUUUGGUACACGGUCUCUCUACUCUCCCUCUCCGUGGUCAUCCUGGUGGUGGGCCUGGUGUCCGCGACCCGCACCGGCAACGUGCCCGUCGCUGGGUACUACCCUGGGAUCAUUCUAAGCUUUGGGGCCUUUCUUGGGCUCGUGGGCAUUAACUUGGUGGAGAACCGCAGACCCAUGCUCGUGGCGUCUAUCAUCUUCGUCAGCCUGGGAGUGAUCACCUCCUUCUUCUGCGCCAUCGUGGAUGGGAUCAUCGCUGCAAAGUUCAUCGACAAAAGACCCCUAAUGGAGGGAAGGUGUGAGUUCUAUGGCAAUGGGCAAGGACAGUCGUAUGACACCUAUCACACAGAGGUGACGUGCUACUCCUACAACAGCAAGUGUAAGGUCAGGAUAAAGAGCAACACCUGUUAUUGCUGUGACCUGCACAGCUGCGGCAGUGAGUACCACUCACAGUACUAUGAGUACACGGGCGUGAGCAGCUGCUGGGACGUGAUGCACCUGUACCGCCUGCUCUGGGCCUCUGUCGUGCUCAAUGUCCUCAGCGUUUUCCUGGGCAUCGUCACAGCCGCCAUCCUGGGGGCCUUUAAGGACAUCGUGCUGCAGAAUUCGACCCCCCAGACAUGUCCCAGUCCUGUGCCGCCGCCCCACAUCCUGUACAACCCCACGCAGCACGUGCUGACGUACGCCGGAUUCUGCCCCUCCACCCAGGCACUGCCGUCCUACCCCAAUUACCCCCUACCGCUGCAGCACCACAGCGUGUACCAGCCGCCCCCAGCAGCACCGGCAGCGACACCGCUGGGCCAGGACGGCCCCACAUCCCCCUCGGAGGACAGCCAGCCCCCCUCCCAGGUUCCGUCCCAGCCCCCGUCACAAGCCUCUUCCAGCUACACGCUGACCCCCAGCACCCCUGCCUACAUCGGGACGCCAUACGGGGGGUGUGAGAAGCCACCUCCGUACGCCUGCUGAGCCAAGGGCCUGUACACCUGGGGAGAACCACCCCCGACAGAACUCAGCCCCAUUGCCUGUCUGCAAGACGGAGAACCCGUAUGUAUCAUGUGCGGGGGCGGGGGGGGGCCCCCGACCCCACGUCACACCUGGGACACCCUCCCCUAGGUCUCACGCGACGUGGGACGGGUUCCAAGGCCACCUCACAUGACUCGCCGGCCUCGUAUGCACCUCAAGGUAUCAGUAUAAACAGCACAUUUAAAAUAUCUCACGCUUAGACUCACUACAGCCAUAAGACGAGUCAAAGCUCGGCCUUCAUCUCUGAAGCGGGUGAUUUAAUUAGAACGGGACACUUGAGAGCACGACCGACUUUUCAGCAGAAUCUAGAGUUCUCCAAACGUAUAAUCUUAACCUGUUCACUGGCUUCCUGAUGUGAAAGAUUUUUCAACCCCAGAACCGAAUCUGCUCCUUGUGUCCGAAACCUGAAGUGAGAGCUAAAGUACCUUUUACUGUGUUAAGCGGUUUCAGCAAAUCACACACAUAUGUAGCGUUGUAAUUCUUGCAGUUGUAAAGCUGAAAUAGUAUAAAUAUUAUGAGUGCUUAAACUUUAGG
Messenger RNA from Paramormyrops kingsleyae, 2056 nucleotides. RefSeq names its product transmembrane protein 255B. Lineage: Eukaryota; Metazoa; Chordata; Actinopteri; Osteoglossiformes; Mormyridae. The record is from RefSeq and is a predicted model, not a curated record.